Messenger RNA from Sclerotinia sclerotiorum 1980 UF-70, 171 nucleotides. RefSeq lists its product with no specific name. Lineage: Eukaryota; Fungi; Ascomycota; Leotiomycetes; Helotiales; Sclerotiniaceae. The transcript has a single exon. The coding region runs from base 1 to 171 and encodes 56 amino acids. The record is from RefSeq and is a predicted model, not a curated record.
AUGCAAUUCCUAAACUCUACUUCUUCCUAUUCCCUCCGGGUUAUCUUCGUCAUGGCUAUCUUCACCCUCUCCACAUCUGCCGCUGCUCUUUCCCACACCGUCAAUUAUCCUGUUUCGGGUGGCAAACCCGUUUCUCUCGCUGAUGAAAUGCCACAUACGGAGUUACAGUAG